CGCAUGCCCGGUGAUAAUUCUAUGUAACUUCCUUUUUCCGGUUUCUCUUGCGAAAUUAGCUGACAUAUUUUCAGCAGGAUUAAUUAUCCAAACAAAUCAACCAUUCAAAAUGAUCAUUUAUAAGGAUGUGUGUACAAAUGAAGAGCUGUUUACUGAUGCAUACAAGUUGGGUUUUGAAGGUCCUGAUAACUUCCUUAUAUCUGUUGAGGGAAAGCUGGUCACAAGGCCCAAAGGAGGAGAUAUCAGUGCUGAUCUUAUAGGAGGAAAUCCAUCACAAGAAGAGCAACAGGAAGGUUGUGAUGAGGUGGAGAUGGAGUCAGGAAUUGACAUUGUCUUGUCACAGAAAUUGACAGAUCAAUCUGAUUUCUUCUCUAGCAAAAAGGUUCUUCAAAGUUACCUGAAGAAGUGGUUGAAGAACACAGCUGAUGCUCUUAAAGACAGUGAACAAGAAGAAAAAUGUGCAAGUUUUAAAAAAGACUGUCAAGCUCAUAUCAAAUUGUUUUUAGAGAAAUGGUCACCAGACGCAUCAGUUUUUGCAGAUGAAAAGUUUGACCCUGAGGAAGCCAAAAGUUCUCUCCUGAUUGCUGUUUGGUCAGAGGAUGGUAUGGGUGCCACUUUGUAUGGCAUCAGGGAAGCCCUGUGCGAUGAGAAAUGUUAAAUUUUUCCACAGCUGCUGACACAGUAUAACGUUACAACACUAAGCAUACUUUGAACACUCAUGAACAUUAUGAAGAAAAAGAUACAAAAAGAAGAUGAACCUGGAGGCUGACAUUUCUUGUACUUUUCAUGAACUUAAAAUUUCUGACUGUAAAACAUUUAAUUUUUUAAGGUGCAAGUUAAUGUUUAGUCAUAAUAAGGGGCUUCGAACUGCAUAUAUAUUUGCAACUUCUCAAGUUAUACAUUGGAUUUUCUACCUCACAAGGAGGAAGCUAUUUGUUGUUAAAAGUUUCCGUAUCUUCCAUUUUGGUACACUAGUUAAAGCCAUCAUGAUGCAGAUAUAAUUUUGGUGGUUUUAUGUAAGAUUCAAAUAAAUCAUGUUAAAUUCUUUCAAGGUUAAAACUUGUAGUUUGGAAAGUGCAAUAAUUUACACUAUGUUGAAAUUUUUAAGAAAAUGCCCAAGAACCCCUUUCAGACAGACAUGAAACAUAAAAUAACCAAAGGGUUGUCUUGUGUUUUAUUUCUGACAUUGCUUAUGUGAUAACUAGCAUAACAAGCCAAUAAAAGUAUUUAUUAAAACAUUA
This is a messenger RNA of Mercenaria mercenaria, 1241 nucleotides long. Its product is annotated as translationally-controlled tumor protein homolog. The record is from RefSeq and is a predicted model, not a curated record. Bases 110 to 658 code for a protein of 182 amino acids. The transcript is spliced from 6 exons. Lineage: Eukaryota; Metazoa; Mollusca; Bivalvia; Venerida; Veneridae. Gene Ontology annotation, cellular component: cytoplasm. Gene Ontology annotation, molecular function: calcium ion binding.